AAACAACCUUCUUUGCUGGCUUUUUAAAACGUACAGCCAACAGGUACCCGGUACCAGUAUGUGGCGUUCGUAUCUUUUGACCUUUCCCCCUUUGAUGUCAUCACCCGUAGUGUUGAGAUAGUGUUGCCAAUAGAUACCAAGAUGGCAAAGAAAAGGCGUAAGCCAAACAGCGCUAAUCUCAAAGGCGGGCACCGAGGCAAGAAGAGCCGUGGAGAAGCUCGGCCUCCAAUUCCGGUAACAGUUUUAUCAGGUUUCCUUGGCUCUGGCAAGACAACGCUGCUACAGCACAUUCUUACUUCACAAGAGCAUGGGCUACGAAUCGCCGUCGUUGUGAACGACAUGGCUGAGCUGAACAUUGAUGGCAAUAUCAUUAGGCGAACAAGCACCGCGGAAAGGCAAGAUCCGGCAGAUCCACAGAUUGUCAAGACCAAGAAGGAGGUUGUCACUUUGGAGAAUGGGUGCAUUUGUUGCACUCUCCGUGGUGAUUUGAUUCGCGAGAUCAACCGCAUCCAAGAAUCGAAGCUGUUCGAUUACAUCUUGAUUGAGUCGACUGGAAUCGCAGAACCACAGCAAGUGGCAGAAUCCUUUUGUGUCGAUCCCGAGACACAGGCGUUGGCAGGUAGUGAUGCAAGUAUGCUUUUGAACUCUGCUCGUUUGGAUACUUGUGUUACUCUGGUCGAUGCCGUGAACUUCCCCAACUACUUGUCUUCUCUGAAACGAUUCCAACAACUAUUCCAAGACGGCAUAGACGAUGCAGAAGAAGGUGAAAGCGAAAAGAGCAUUUCCGAGCUAAUGGUCGAGCAAGUUGAGUUCGCGAAUGUGAUUUUGAUAAACAAGGUAGAUCUAGUCGCUCCCAAAAAGCUGGAAAUCGCCAAGACACUCAUCCGAGCUCUAAACCCCAAAGCGCGGGUCAUUACAGGGUGCUUCGGGAAGAUUGACCCAACCGAGAUUCUCAAUACACAUUUGUUCAACAUGAAAGAUGCUAGUGAAUCUCCUGGAUGGCUAGUUUCCUUGGAAGACGGCGUCACCGCAUCACAAGGCGAAGCCGAUGAAUACGGUGUCAGCUCCUUUGUCUAUCGCUGCAGAAAGCCAUUUCAUCCAAAAAGGAUUCAUGGCUUUCUGCAGCAGCUCUUUUGCUUUGUCGAGGAUUGGAAUUCCGAUACCUUCUCCCAAGACACAGACGAGGGCGCUGCCUCUAAAAGUUUGGAAAAGAGAUACGGGAGUAUCUUGCGGUCGAAGGGAACCUGUUGGAUUGCCGGUCGAGACGAUCAUGAAAUUGGCUGGGCCCAGGCGGGACGGAUUGUUCAGCUGAGUCCAAUAGCCCCAUGGCAUUGCAAGACAGACCCCAGCGAAUGGGAGGGUGCACAAGCGGAUGAAGACCGCGCCCGGAUUGAAAGAACCUUCGAUGGCACUGAUGAACAAGGCAACUCUUUCAAGCAUGCUUUUGGAGAUCGUCGUCAAGAAGUCGUCUUUAUCGGAACCAACUUGCAGCGUGCAACUAUUGAAGAAUCUCUCAACGAUUGUCUCUUGACAGAUGAGGAGAUGGCAAGUCAUUCCAUGGAUGUUCCGAAGGGAGCCUACCAGGAUCCGCUUCAACCAAUCCUGGUUGCUUGUGACAGCGACCGAAGUCUCUUUUUGACUGCUCGUCCAGGGCAAAACCAACAUAUUCGAAUCUUCCCUGGAUUCUCGUUGACUUUGUACAAUCUGGCCCUCAACAUUGAUACUGACACCAGUGCUCUCAAGGAAGAUGAGAUCAGAGCCGUCAAGGUAUGGCUCGACAACUCAGACAGUGUGCAGCGCGGAGUGUUGCUGGCGACGCUGAGACCUGGCAAGACUGAGCAGCAUGCAAUGUCGCUCUCCUUGCUUCCUUGUGAUGAAGAAGGGGGAGAAGAGGCGAUGAAUCGGCGGAUCCGAAUUGAGGUUGUGCUCAGCAAGGAAGCCAAGAAAAGGUCGGCAUCCCUGGAUCUUAUGAACGAGUGUGAAGUGCACAUUAUGGGGAAAAGUGAGCCGGUGCCCUACUCCUCCGCCGACGGCGAAGACGACCAAGGCAUGGAGGAAGAAGCUUGCGAUCCAGGGGACUGUCCGGCAUAGCGGCGCAUGCCAUACCGUAGGUUGACCUUACACUGUGUAGGAUCGCAGUGACUAUGGCGUCUAGGAAACAGUGGCAUGGCGCGCUUUGUCAACAUCAGCCACCAGAUCGAAUGGCACAGGAAUUAGAGUCCAGACACGCACCAUGGCUUUGCCGCAAAGAAGAAAUAGAAAGCGAAUAAAGUGAAUACUGUAGACCGGGGCGAACAAAAACUGAGCACUCUGGGU
Molecule: messenger RNA, 2316 nt
Organism: Seminavis robusta
Lineage: Eukaryota; Bacillariophyta; Bacillariophyceae; Naviculales; Naviculaceae
Source: the annotation of a GenBank genome assembly